This is a messenger RNA of Leptomonas pyrrhocoris, 162 nucleotides long. RefSeq lists its product as hypothetical. The coding region runs from base 1 to 162 and encodes 53 amino acids. The record is from RefSeq and is a predicted model, not a curated record. The transcript has a single exon. Lineage: Eukaryota; Euglenozoa; Kinetoplastea; Trypanosomatida; Trypanosomatidae.
AUGUCCUUUCUCUCUUUUCUUCUUCUACGGACUCUACCAACUCUGCUGAGAACACGUAUUAGUUGCGUUCGUGCAAGAUCCCAAACGGCAAUGCAUCCACGUUGCACACCACUUUUGUUUUCAUCAUCUUGUAGAAGUUCUGUCAAGUCUGUCGUGGACUGA